UCUGUACAAAGUAUGCUUAUGGAGGUUCCGGUAAACGACAAUACUCCCCUGGUAGGUACCCUUGGUCGUAUAGCCUUUCCUUUGAUAGGUAGCUUUUCGACAUCCGUGCUUUCUUGUCUCUUCAAACACCCGAAACCGUUUUGUUCUCGUACGGAUUUUUUAUUCUUACUUCGUGUCUUUGAUAACGAUGCGGCGUCGAGUGCAUUAUGCGGCGCCGCCGCCGUUUAUUUUCGCCCCACAUAAUGAUCCUAUUUCGUUUUUUCCCUUUGGUUUUCUUGCGGGUUUAAAGGCUGCUUCACUCCGCUCUUGACUCCCCCUAUUCUCCUCUUUUCCUCGUCUGUUAAGUUUUCUUGUGUGUUUGUUAGAUAGGGAAGUAACAAGCUGCGAUGAUUUGAACCUUUUUUUUUUCUUUACCAUUUUGUAUUGAUUUAUCCCUUUCCCUUAUCCUCUCGCCAUUCAUUGAUUCCAAUUACCCUUGGGAAAUCUCGUCAAUAUACUUAAGUUGUUGUUGUUGUUGUGUUCUUUGGUAAAUGGCAUCCUCGACCCCAACAUAAGAAGGAAAGAAAAAAAGGAGGAAAGCGAAGAUAAGAAAAGGGCCGAUUAAUUCAAGUCGUCGAAUUGCCAUCAAUCAUGUCUUCGUCGUUUACUGCCGCCAAUCGCAAUCGCAGUAGCAGCAGCUCAAAUACCACCACCACCAAGUCCAACCCCUGGACAAUCAGCAAAAUCCUCCAGUACACAAUCUUCGCUAUAAUCGGCUACGUUCUCGCCGGAGCACCUCUCCGAACCAUUCUCUUCUCGCACGCACCGUCGUCUUCCUCGUCGUCAUCGUUAUCGGCUACGAGAGCGCAUCUAAGGGCUGAGCGCGCGCGGGCACUGCGUGAAGGAAGCGGUAGCAGCGGGGAUGUGCAGAUCUCGCAGGAGAAGUUGGAUGGGCUGGUCAUCCCGGAUCGCAACCUGACGUGCGGGGAAGAGCAUGGGUUCAAGGGCGUUUAUGUGUUGAAUCGCGAUCCGCUGGUGGUUUAUAUUGAGGGGUUUAUGAGUGAGGAAGAGUGUGGGCAUGUUGUUGGGGUUAGCGACCCCCUCUUCCAACCCUCGACCAUCUGGACCAGAGGCCAAGAACGUCUCGACCCCACCGUCCGCCUCUCUGAAAAAGCACGCGUACCACGCUCGCAAACCGUGCAGUGCAUAGAAGAGCGCGCCCGCACAUUCCAAGGCUGGCGACCCUUCGUCUUCGUGGAAAAGUUAUGGGCGCAAAAGUACGGUCCCGGAGGCCACUACUCCUACCACUACGAUUGGGGUCUCGCGACCCGGGGGUCCGGGAGAAUCAGCAGUUUCAUGGUGUGGUUAGGCGACGAGUGCGAGGGAGGAGGCACGAGAUUUCCGCGGCUGGAGAGGCCGAUUGGGGAGGGGUGGUGUCGGUUUAUCGAGUGUGGGGACGAAGAGAAAGCGAGGAGAGUGAAGGAUGAAGAAGAGCAGGGGGAAGAGGCGGAGGAGGGGAUGGGUAUUACGUUCAAGCCGAUUAAAGGGAAUGCGGUGUUUUGGGAGAAUCUGAGGGAGGAUGGAACGCAUUAUGAAGAGAGUUGGCAUGCGGGGUUGCCGGUUACCAAGGGGAUCAAGGUUGGGUUGAAUAUUUGGAGUUGGUAUGAGGAAGGGUUUGAUCCGUAUGCGGCGGAGACGAUAGUUGAAUAG
Periconia digitata is the source of this 1689-nucleotide messenger RNA. The record is from the annotation of a GenBank genome assembly. NCBI's taxonomy places the organism in Eukaryota, Fungi, Ascomycota, Dothideomycetes, Pleosporales, Periconiaceae.